UUUUGUAUUUUGAAGUGUUCUUUCAUCAUUAAAUAAGAUGAACACUUACCACGCUGUGCUUUGGUCCUCUCCUCCUUCCACCUACGAGGAGAAUCGUUACAAUUAUGGAAUGUAAAAUGCCUAUUCCACUUCAGUUGACUCUGGUCUGAUACAGAUCGAACAUAGCUUUGCAAUGGCUGUUAGGAGGACCUUUGAAAAGGAGAGCUGCACACUCUAGCGCAGACUCAGUCAUUUAAUAACCUAAUAUCCAACCUUUCCGACCGACAAGCUGUCUUCAUCAGCGUAUACUGUUAGGAGCACCUUAACACAGAUGGAUCUAUUAAUCUCUGACCGUACCUCAUUGAAAAGAUGGACACCCUGACCCUGGAGCUUGUGGCAGAGCGCAGCAUGACCCAGAAGAGUGAGAAUGCGCACCAGCAGCUGGAGAGGCAGAACAAGGACUUGCGGGCCAAGCUGGGCGAGCUGGAGGGCUCUGUGAAGAGCCGGUUCAAGGCCUCCAUCACCGCCCUGGAGGCCAAGAUACUGCAGCUGGAGGAGCAGCUGGAGCAGGAGGCUAAGGAGCGAGCAGCGGCCAAUAAGCUUGUGAGACGGACAGCGAAGAAGCUGAAGGAGGUGUGCAUGCAGGUGGAGGACGAGCGCCGCCAUUCCGACCAGUACAAGGAACAGCUGGGUCAGAUGGAGAAGGCCAACUCUCGCAUGAAGCAGCUGAAGAGGCAGCUUGAGGAGGCUGAGGAGGAGGCCACACGUGCCAACGCCUACCGCAGGAAUCUGCAGAGGGAGCUGGACGAUGCCACUGAGGCCAGCGAGGGUCUCAGCCAUGAGGUCAACACACUCAAGAGUCGCCUCAGGCGUGGAGGCCCCAUCAGUUUCUCCUCCAGCCGCUCAGGCAGGCGUCAGCUGCAGGUGGAGGGAACAUCGCUCGACCUCCUAUCCGACGAUGAGGUGGAAAACAAGACCACGGACGCCAAUGCCAACGAGACGCCAGCAGCUCCCCAACCAGAGUAG
Oncorhynchus kisutch (coho salmon) is the source of this 1005-nucleotide messenger RNA. Its product is annotated as myosin heavy chain, embryonic smooth muscle isoform-like. Gene Ontology annotation, cellular component: myosin complex; bicellular tight junction. The transcript has 5 exons. The record is from RefSeq and is a predicted model, not a curated record. Lineage: Eukaryota; Metazoa; Chordata; Actinopteri; Salmoniformes; Salmonidae. The coding region runs from base 349 to 1005 and encodes 218 amino acids.